AAUGCGUGGCUACGUAGUCGCAGCUCCCAUGAUGCUCUGCCUCUUUUAGCUGGGAAAAAUGGCUCUCGAAAGGGAGAAGGUCCCACGAGUUCCCGAAACUCUACUCAAGAAAAGAAAGAGUCUUGAGAAGAUCAAGGCAGCCAGGGAGGCAGCCCGGCUUACACAGAAGAAGACCCAACGUGCCAAAAGAAAGGUUAUCUUUAAGAAGGCAGAGCAGUAUGUCAAGGAAUACCGCCAGAAGGAAAGAGAUGAGUUGAGGUUAAAGAAGAUGGCAAAGAAACAUGAUAACUUCUAUGUUCCAGCUGAAAACAAACUGGCUUUUGUCAUCAGAAUAAGAGGUAUCAAUGGAGUCAGCCCUAAAGUGCGCAAGAUUCUUCAGCUUCUCCGUCUUAUUCAGAUCAACAAUGGAGUCUUCAUUCGUCUCAACAAGGCCACUCUCAACAUGCUGAGAAUAGUCCAGCCUUACAUCGCUUAUGGAUACCCUAACCUAAAAACUGUCCGUGAGCUCAUCUACAAACGUGGUUAUGGAAAAGUUGAUGGCCACAGAAUUGCUCUCACAGAUAAUGCUAUCAUUGAAAAGGCCCUUGGAAAGUAUGGAAUCAUCUGUGUAGAGGACCUUAUCCAUGAGAUCUUUACUGUUGGAGAACACUUCAAAGAAGCCAGCAACUUCUUGUGGCCCUUCAAGCUCAGCUCACCAAGUGGUGGUUUUCGCAAGAAGACUACCCACUUCGUUGAGGGUGGUGACCAUGGAAACCGUGAAGACCAUAUUAAUAAGUUGGUGAGAAAGAUGAAUUAAAGCCUGUAAAUCUCAAAACUCAAUAAAAAUGUUUCCAUCAAUCCAAA
This is a messenger RNA of Actinia tenebrosa (Australian red waratah sea anemone), 843 nucleotides long. RefSeq names its product large ribosomal subunit protein uL30. Gene Ontology annotation, molecular function: RNA binding; structural constituent of ribosome. Gene Ontology annotation, cellular component: cytosolic large ribosomal subunit. Lineage: Eukaryota; Metazoa; Cnidaria; Anthozoa; Actiniaria; Actiniidae. Gene Ontology annotation, biological process: maturation of LSU-rRNA from tricistronic rRNA transcript (SSU-rRNA, 5.8S rRNA, LSU-rRNA). The record is from RefSeq and is a predicted model, not a curated record.